Molecule: messenger RNA, 297 nt
Organism: Iphiclides podalirius (scarce swallowtail)
Lineage: Eukaryota; Metazoa; Arthropoda; Insecta; Lepidoptera; Papilionidae
Source: the annotation of a GenBank genome assembly
AUGCGACGCGCUCACCUGGCUGCCGUCGAUCGUGUACAUUGCGCGCGCCGGUGUGUGGGGGCGUUGUCAUCGCGCGUGUGCGGACGCGGCGUCGGGCGCGCGGUUACUGGCGGCGGCGGCGCGGCCGUGCCGCCGUACUGCGCCGGCGCAUGUACGCUCGGCGGCACAGUGAAGGGGAGCGGGGCGGCGAGAUCCGGGUUGCGCGCCCACUGCAACGCGCCGCGGCCCCCAAACGAGCGCGCGGCCGGCCCCCGCCGCGAGCGCAACACUCCGACGCAUCCGAUCCGUGUGUCGCGC